Messenger RNA from Oryzias melastigma (Indian medaka), 4599 nucleotides. RefSeq names its product SLIT and NTRK-like family, member 6 (gene slitrk6). Gene Ontology annotation, molecular function: protein binding. Lineage: Eukaryota; Metazoa; Chordata; Actinopteri; Beloniformes; Adrianichthyidae. The transcript is spliced from 2 exons. Gene Ontology annotation, cellular component: membrane. The record is from RefSeq and is a predicted model, not a curated record. Gene Ontology annotation, biological process: axonogenesis; regulation of presynapse assembly; positive regulation of synapse assembly. The coding region runs from base 514 to 3048 and encodes 844 amino acids.
AAGGGUUUUACCGGAUGCGCUGCGUAGCAUUCAAGCUAACUUGGAGAGGCUUCGCCUCCUCUCAGUCCACCUCCACAGCAUGCAAAUAACUCAGCAGCUCCGCCACACCGCACAUUGGUUAAGUACGCGGAGCGUGCGGAGGUCUUGACAGAUAGGAGAAGAACAGGAAAAAAGCCGCCUUUUAUUUUAGUUUGUUCUUUUUUCCUUUUAACUACAUCUCUGUUAAUUAUCCUGAAACUUAAUUCAAAUGAACUCCGGAGGCUGCUCAUCCCGGGACUGUCUCAGAAACAGGAGUAAUUGGUGACCCGUGUCAGCCUGAAGAGACACUGGAAGGUUGGAAGGGACAGACGGACCCCCUGUGAAGUUUUUCUCCCCCCUUCGAUGUCUGCCCGUGUUCUCGGACCGGAGAGGCGCCGUCCUCGCCUCCUCGAUGCGGGUCCCUUCGUUUGGUGAUGAAAAUGCGGACUACAUUUUUAUUUUUUUACUGAGUUUUAGUCGACGUCUCAGACCGCAAUGCAGGGCUGUAUCAUUUUCAUCAGCUUGUUCUUAACGGCGGCCCGAUCCCAAGAUAUCCAUCCCUCACAGGCUUCAUCCUCCAUUAGCGAGUCUUGUGACUCCCUGUGCUCAUGUGAGGCGAAAGACGGCAUCCUUCAUCUUAACUGCGAGCAGAGGAACAUCAGCAAAAUCUCCCAAAUCAAAAUCCCGCCAGGCAUCCCCUUCCACCUGAACCUUUAUAAAAAUGACCUGGUCGAGCUUAGGACUGAGGAAAUGGAAGGGCUUAAGGGUGCCCUUUCCCUGCAUGUGGGGGGUAAUAGCAUACAAGAGCUGGAGCCAGGGGUCUUCGGCGCUCUGGGGACGCUGAAAAAGCUCCACAUAAACAGCAAUUUCCUCGUCACUCUGAAAGAAGACACUUUCCAAGGCUUGGUGAAUCUGGAGUUCCUCCAGGCUGACACAAACUUCAUUCAGGUCAUUGAACCGGGGGCCUUCAACAAACUGAUCCGCCUCAAAGUCCUGAUCCUCAACGACAACUCCAUUGAGUUCUUACCCAACAACAUUUUCCGCUUCGUGCCCCUCACACACCUGGACCUGCGAGGCAACAAGCUGCAGACGCUGCCGUACGUGGGUUUCCUGGAGCACAUUGGCCGGAUUAUGGAGCUGCUCCUGGAGGACAACAGCUGGAUCUGCGACUGUGAUAUUCUGCAUUUAAAAAUCUGGAUGGAAAACAUGAGAUCCCAGUCCGCCAUCGGGGAUGUGGUUUGCAGCGCUCCGCAAAACUUGAAGGGGAGUAUCCUCGCUAAAGUCAAGCGGGACGUUUUGUGUCCUUCGCACGCGGAUAUCAACCUAGAGGAGCCCUCGAAGUCGCUGGAUAUGGUUGUGACUCCUUCAUCCAAAGUGUUUCAGAUUCCCAAACUGAACAAUGCCAAAGAUGAUGCCAGGUUCCCAACGCCAUCCCACGCUCCAGGCAGUCCCUGUGCAAGUCACUGCGCCUGUCACAACCACCCUGUGUCUGGCUUUUUGAUGCACUGUCAGGACGGAGGGAUCCAAAAGGUCUCAGAUAUUGGAAUUACUCAGCGCAGUCCUACCAAACUGAUCUUGACAGGAAAUAUGAUUCAGAAACUCUUGAAAUAUGAUUUUGUCACAUAUGACAGUUUGGAGACCCUCAACUUAUCCAACAACAGAAUCGAUUACAUUGAUAACGAGACUUUCCUCAGCUUGAGCAGCCUGAAAAAGCUGUUUUUGAACGGAAAUAAGCUAGAAAAGCUGUUCUCCACUAUGUUUGUGGGACUCCACAACCUCGAGAAUCUUUAUCUGGAAUACAACCUCAUCAAAGAGAUUGCUCCUGGGACUUUUAAUCCCCUGCCAAACCUGAAACUCUUGUCUUUAAAUAAUAACCAGCUCAGUUCUCUUCCUGCGCAGAUAUUUCGCAACGUGCCCCUUGCCAAAUUAAACCUGAGAAAAAACCUGCUCAUGCAUCUGCCAGUGAGCAACGUGCUCGAUCAACUCGACUCACUGGAGCAGAUUUAUUUAGAGGACAACCCCUGGGACUGCAGCUGUGACUUGCUCAGCCUUAAACAAUGGGUGGAGAAGCUGCGGAAAGACACAGUGGUGGGCUCAAUUUUGUGUCACACCCCAAAGAAGGUGAUGGAGAGCGAGCUUAGAAGUCUUCAUCACGAGGCGCUUUGUCCCGGGUUGGGGACCUACCACCCUGUGCCUCCCAGCGACGAGGAGAGCGUAACAGCCACUUUGGGGCCUGACGGGAGCAGCAGGGGUUUGUUCAUUUCCCUCACAGACACCAUCCCGCUUUCUGUGCUCAUCCUGAGCCUCCUCAUCUUCGUCCUCAUGAUCAUAUUCUGCUCAGCCGGGCUGGUGGUGUUCAUGGUGCACCGACGGCGGCGCAGGGCGAAGAAGAAGGCAGCAGAGGAGCAGCCUAACCCCAACACCACCAGCAGUUCCCCCAUCCAUCUGCAUUACAGCAUGUAUGGACAGAAAACCACUCACCACACCCUGACUCAGAGAACCGGGUCGGCCACUCUGUACGAAGACAGAUCGCAUAGCCCUAUUGUGCAGAUCUGCCGCAACCCCACCUACUGCUCCCAACACAAGGAGCACGACAAUUUGGAUUACGACGAAUCCGGCCCAAAGCAUCACAUCUGCAGGAGCAUCAUGGAGAGGGAGAACACGUCUCCGCUGACGGGAAACCCCUGCUCCAAGUUCAGGCCCAUGGGUGGAGAGUGCCCGGCCGAGUUCAUGACUCUCGGGAAUCCCAACUCCUUGUACAGGAACAUUCUGGACAGGGGGGAGAAGGAGCUCCAGCAGCUGGGAAUUACUGAAUACUUCAGGAAAAACAUGCCCCAGCUCCAGCCCUCCAUGGACAUGCAGGGCCCGGGGCACCAGGAGGAGCUGAAGCUAAUGGAGGCCAUCAUGUACACAAGACCGCGCAAGGUCAUGCUGGAGCAAACUAAGAACGAGUACUUUGAGCUGAAGGCCAACCUGCACACCGAGCCGGACUACUUAGAAGUUCUGGAGCAUCAGACUGCAUUUAACUGAGCUGAAGCAGCAAAAAAAAAAAACUGUUUGAACCAAGUGCCUUCUCCUGUUGUGAUUCCCACAGUGUGAAAUAUAUAAAUAUAUAUAGUAUUGGCACAUCUCUUUAACUGUAGCACAGAAUGUAACUGGUUUGCUCUUUUGUUGGGUUUAACGUGUCGACAGCCACCCCAUGUAGCUGCUGGAAGGGCGUCAUAUUUUACAGAAGAGACUGCCGCAAUCCGUCGGGCAGGCCCGGGUCAAAGCCCACUGUGAAAUCCACUCAAUCAGCUUUUUACAUGUGAUUAAACGUCCAGCAGCCAAAUGAAUCGAUCCACGCGGCAACCCUCUCUUUCCACCUCCCGCCCGCUAGGAACGAAGCAGAUGUUUUGGAACCAAGCGAGCGAAUUUCAAUCACUGCUUGACCCAGAAUUUCUGCUUAAUCAGUCUAUCCUGAUUCCGGCCAUGACCUGAUUACACCCUCCGUCAACCUAAGGCAGCUUUCACGCCAGAACCAGAAUGAAUGCUCAUAGUGCCGUAGAGUCAGCAAAUUGCCAAGCCAAUGUUGGAGGGAGUGCGAUAGGAGCGCGGUUCCACUGCUGUCCUCCGGAGUGGGGAUUGAUCCAAAACGAGAGAAACGUAUUUUUUUAUCGGCUGGUGGUGUUCUGAGAAAGCAGUGUCAGUCAGACGAAAAAGAAGCACUUGGAGUUCAGUAGAUAUAUAUAUAAAUAUAUACCAGGAGAGUCUUGUCAAAAGGCAUAGCACUAAUCAAAUGCCAUAAGAUAGUGCAUGACAAUCAACAGAAUCCUGCUGAAACUUAUUUUUGCCAGAAGAAGUGAGCCACUUUCAGUUAGUGCGACAGACCAUGCGGCGACAUUAUUUUAGUUCAGAGAAAGCGGUGGCGAUUGACGUCUAUUGUUGGGGAUUUCUACUCGUUCAUACUCUUGGAGUCCAUGUAAGCACACACUCUGUAGCUUUUCUACUCAACUAGGUUAUUUAUUCUGUAUAUUUUGUAUAUACUUAUGUUCUUGUUCUCUCUUUUGGGUUUUGUGUGCCUUCAGUGCUGUACAGAAUAUAAACAGAAGCUGUAACUGAAACAGGAAAUAAAGGAUUGCAAUAUAAGUGAAAACGGGAGACCGUAAUUUCCACAAACAGAACGAGAAUUUGGCUGCGCUGACUCUCAGCGGCGCGCCUUCUCUGCACUAAUUAACUCAGUAGGCACCUGGACAGAAAAAGACAUUUUCUCUUCGUUAUCAGCCCUCCACAGCGCAGAUGUAUAUUUGCAUGGAUGUACGUGUCCAAACAGCUUUCGGUCGAUUUCCUGCUGCUCCCAUCAGUGGCUACAGACUUGCUCCGGCAUCAAAAAAACUGGCUUUCUCCUUUUGCUAGGAUUUCUGUCUUCUACAAUCACCUGACCCGCAAUCAUUUCCCUUUUUCUAAUUGGAUUCCCCACGCGAGAACACCCAUGACCUCCCAGUUUAGAGUGAUCUAGCACGCAGCGCCGUGUCUAAAUUAAUUCAGACAACAUCCAGAAGUAAAUGUUUAUGAAUUUGUAUGCAGAACAAAAAAAAAAAA